UCUGAAACAAUCGUAACAUUACCUUCUUUCUCCCCUCCAACCAUUUCCCUUCGACUAACCGCGACAGUUUCUCACAGGGUGCCUCAGCUGCAUACAGAACCAAACGAGCGUCUUCACAAGUCUCCUACGAAACAAAAGUCUGAGAGAAAGGGAAAAGAAAAAUUAAAACCAACAAGAUGAAUACAAGAGCAACAGCCCUUCUUCUCUGCUUCUUCAUCCUCAAUGCAAUGGUAACAUUCAAUAGUGGAGUCAGUGCAGUGCCGUCCCAGAUGAAAGGCAAGCAGAACACUUUUGCUGCAUCGGAGAAUAACAUGGAGCAACAAACUCCACGGUCGGUCAUCAGUUCAGCAGCUGACGCUAUGAACAGGAGGGAUUUCGACUACUACAGUACCACAUCUUUUUACGGUUACCCAGAUGGGAAACGAGGUUUCUUUGAAUGCAGACCAGCUGGCAACCGAUGUAGUUUCCUGCAAAGAUGCUGUGGCGCUUUAAGAUGCGAUCGUGAGAAAUUCUUCCACUUUUUCGGUCGCUGUUAUUAAAUUAUUCAAAACUUUGUCAAAAUAACACUACGACAAAAGAUGGAAUCAUGAAGAAAGAGCGACACACUGAACAAACAAGUGCCUAAAUAUUAAGGAACAGUGAGCAACAACAUCAUCAUCAUCAUCUUUAACGCGAUAUAAUACAGCUGCCCGUUCCUUCCACAUCCAUUUAAUAGAUAAAUCGAUGACUUGUGCCUAAUUCGAGAUUAGGAUUUCGCAUAAUAAAAAAAAAACAAUUGUAAUGAUCAAUAUUAAAUAAAUGAUAAUGAAUAAAA
Molecule: messenger RNA, 814 nt
Organism: Octopus bimaculoides (California two-spot octopus)
Lineage: Eukaryota; Metazoa; Mollusca; Cephalopoda; Octopoda; Octopodidae
Source: RefSeq, a predicted model, not a curated record